Molecule: messenger RNA, 2196 nt
Organism: Seriola aureovittata
Lineage: Eukaryota; Metazoa; Chordata; Actinopteri; Carangiformes; Carangidae
Product: CMRF35-like molecule 5
Exons: 7
Coding region: 250-1203 (317 amino acids)
Cellular component (GO): cell surface
Molecular function (GO): signaling receptor activity
Source: RefSeq, a predicted model, not a curated record
AUCCCAAAUGUUUCUAGCAAUUUUCAAGCCUGGAGAAAUACGUAAUAUUAAUCAAGGUAACAGUCAUUUUCAUUUGGUCAAAGAAAUGCUUGAUGCGGAGGGGAGGAGAGACGAGUUGAGUGUGUGUUGUGUUUGGAGGAGGGACUCCUGGUUCAUCAGUGAAGAAGGAAGAGAGGCAGCGUUAAACCAUCAGAGUCUCAGACAUGGACGUCCACCACACUCUGAUCUGCUUCUUUCUCAUGCUGCAGGAUGUUAAGACUGGGCUCAUUAAUGCAGAAAGACGCGUCUAUACAGGAACUGAAGGAGGAGACAUCACAGUCUCUUGCUUGUUUUUCUUCCAUGGAGAUACGAAGAUCUUCUGUAAGGACACAUGUGGAAAAAAAAGACAUUCUCCUUGAAACAACAGAAGACAGAGCUGCGAGAGGCAGAUACAGGAUUGAAUAUGAAAGAGGGGGUGUUACAGAAAGAUCAACUCUUUAUGUGAGCAUCACACAGCUGAGCAUGUCUGACUCUGGACGGUACUGGUGUCGUUUGGAAAGAAUUCUUCUAGAUGGAUACAAGGAGUUUGAGAUCAGAGUCAUAGAAGCUUCAACCACUUCAAAACCAAACUUGACUCUACGACCGUUGUCAACUUCACUCCCACCAUCCUCCACACUGACAACAACAACACAGAGUUCAGGCUCCAGUGUAGGAAGCUCCACACAUUCAUCAGCCUCUGAAACCACCAAUCAGCCCGAGACAUCACCUGCAGGUUCAGCUGUGCAGCUGUAUGUGGGCCUGGUCCUGGUUUUCAUGAUCACCGUAUUAUCAGUGGCAGUGCUAAUAUUCUGCAGGAACAGGGCUAGUAAACCCAGAGGACCUCCUUCGGAAACUGAGUAUGCUAAGGUCACAAAGGACGACCGAGUGUACGAGGAGGUGAGAGAGGAGAACAGACAGAGCAGGGCUCCUCCUGUGGAAGUGUUUACGGUUUACGCCUGCACCAAAUACACCAAACCGAACGCAGUCGAAACCACAGAUGACUACAGCUUGGUGACUGCCGCUGCAGCCACGUCUCAGAACCAAGCCGAAGACGGUGAAGUCACCUACUCUAACUUACAUUUUCCCAACGAUGCAGCCCAUGUAGGUAAUGCUGAUAAUGGUGUCUACUCUGUCAGCCACGCCAAGGAUGCUUCCGCUCUGUAUUCUACUCUCGCUUUACAUUAGCAGUUGGCACAUUCGCUUUCUCAGGGGCCAACAGGUGAACACAAUGUACUUUUAAUGAGUUAAUAUUCAAGUUACAUGAGUAAUAAUUUGGGAUUCAUACUGUCUCAGUUACUUAGGAAAAUCCAGACUUCACUGUCAACAGUUUUCAUUUACAACUUGCAAAGUAUGACAGGCAGCCGCUGUAUAAUUGUGAAGACUCACUGAAAACAGGUGAUAUGAAGUGAAGUUCAGUCCUGUUCAUUUUCUCUGGGACACAAGAGAAUAACUUCUCUCACAGGUGACAUGAAAAAAUGUAACUGCACAUGAAGGGUGACAUUUCCCUGGAGGCUCUGUAGUUGGGGUUUACUUUUUCAAGUGCAGAUAAAAAUCAGUGAAAGGACACGACAAUUAUUGUAGGUACUUGUUUUGUAUGUCCCUGACUUAUAGAUCACAGAUAUGAACAAAAACAGAGUGGUGCUGAAAGCUGUCCACAUGGGUAGAGUCUAGGGAUGUUUUUUUUUACAUUUCUUUAAAAUUAUUUAAGUGAAGUCAAAGUAUUCCUUCUGUUAUUUAAAUUAUUUUGGUAUUUGGGUUAAGUAAACAGUUAACUAUUUCUGUUAUAGCUAAUUGCUUAUUAAUUGUUCUUGGUAAAACAAAUGUCAGUAGGUGACCAAGAGGUGGAGAUGAGACAUUUCUAUUAGAUUGUUUAUUGCAUCUGCACAAAUGUAUCUAUUUUGUUACUGCUGUUUUAUACUGUAUUUAUGCUACUUGAAAAAUAUUUUAAAUCCCUUUUUAAAAAUUAAAGUUGUUUUUAAUGGUAGUAAAAUAAAUAUCAAUUAUGUAACUAGUGAUGGCAAAGUGGGGCUUAGAUACAGAUCAACCAGUCGAGCCUCAAUUUAAAGUUUUAAUUAAGAGCAGCUAAAUCAUAAUGUCCUCUGAGGGUUUUCUUUUUGUUCCAGUAUUCAAGUGGAUAUAAAUAAAAACAAAAGAAUAAAACAUCAGAUUUGAAAGUGA